This is a messenger RNA of Penicillium malachiteum, 798 nucleotides long. RefSeq names its product U2 snRNP complex subunit LEA1 (gene lea1). Gene Ontology annotation, molecular function: U2 snRNA binding; protein binding. Gene Ontology annotation, cellular component: U2 snRNP. The coding region runs from base 1 to 798 and encodes 265 amino acids. NCBI's taxonomy places the organism in Eukaryota, Fungi, Ascomycota, Eurotiomycetes, Eurotiales, Aspergillaceae. Gene Ontology annotation, biological process: mRNA splicing, via spliceosome. The transcript has 4 exons. The record is from RefSeq and is a predicted model, not a curated record.
AUGCGAUUGACCGUCGAGCUCAUCCAGAAUUCCCUUUCCUAUAUCAAUCCUCUCACAGACCGCGAGCUGGAUCUUCGAGAGCUUCAUUCACAUCGUCUUUAUCCGUCGAGUCGUGUAGGACACAAGAUCCCCGCAAUUGAGAACCUGGGUAUUGCCAAAGACCAAGAUACAAUUGACUUCACCGACAACGACCUCUCCUCUAUCGGAAACUUCCCUUUCUUCCCCCGCCUACACACUCUCCUUCUUGCUCGCAACAGAAUCAGUCACAUUCAACCUGCUCUGGGAUCAUCGGUACCUAGCUUGUCAACACUGGUUUUGACCUCAAAUAACCUGUCCGAGCUCGCGGAUCUCGACCCGCUUCGAACCCUCCCACGUUUGACACAUCUCACUCUUCUCGAAAACCCUGUUACUCGCAAAGAGAACUACCGGUACUGGGUCAUUUGGUUGGCUCCCUCUGUUCGAUUCCUCGAUUACCAAAAGGUGAAGGAUGUAGAGCGCGCCAAGGCAAAGGAACUUUUCGGCACAUUCGAAGAACCCUCCGCACUUGCCUCCAAGAUCAAGGGUAUCAAGUCCAAGACAUUCGAUGCAUCUAUUGCCGCCUCGGCAAGCACCUCAACCGAUAAGGCUAUUCGCGUGAAGCUUACAGAUGCCGAGCGCAAGCGCGUGGAGAAGAUGAUUCGCGAGGCGAAGAGUAUGGCUGAGAUCACACGGUUGGAGAAGGAGCUUAAUGAGGGCCGGAUACCUGGUGGAGCCCUUGGUGCAGAAGAUGCAGAUGGGGACGAGCAGAUGCAAAUGUGA